Tetrahymena thermophila SB210 is the source of this 1275-nucleotide messenger RNA. Its product is annotated as transmembrane protein, putative. Lineage: Eukaryota; Ciliophora; Oligohymenophorea; Hymenostomatida; Tetrahymenidae. The transcript has 2 exons. The record is from RefSeq and is a predicted model, not a curated record.
AUGGAAAACAAAUAUUAAGAUUAUGCUAAUAAAUACUAUAAGGUUUUAAGCUAAAAAACUUUCCUUGAUCCAAUAAUUACUCCAAUAAUAUUUUAUCCUUUGAUGGGUAUUUCUUCUUAUAAGCUUUUCAAACUAUUUAAAAAGUAACAAAUAGUGAGUGGUUUUAAGAAAUUAGUUAAGAAUGCUAUUCCUAUUUAAUAAAAUCUAGAAAAUACAAUAUAAAAUUAGUUGAUUUAUAUUUAGGGCUAACUCCUUGCACGCAACUAAAUAUUGGCUAAAGAUAAUUUAUUUAAGAUUUCAACAAAUAGCCUUGAUUAACUAGGAUUAUAUCGCAAAGUAGAAGUUUUCCAUAACAUGUCACAUUACCAUAAAUACAAAUGCGGGUGGUAGGAUUUAAAUACUUUGGAAAAUAUUCAUAGAUUUUAUAAUGCUUCAUCUAUCAGAUAUAAUGUUUCAACGAAUGGUAAAGUUUUUUUAGAAGAUUAGCAGCUUAAUACUGAUUUGUUGAUUUAAUUAUCCCAGGGCAACUCUGUUUAACAAUAAAUAGAUGUUGAGAAAAUGAAAUAGUUAAUUUUGGAAAUAUAAUAAAAAAAAGAAUAGCAUUAAUGUAAAACUAGCAAGGAAAAGGAUUCAUUAGAAUAAGCUUCUAUUACUUAAGUAGCUGCUGAUAAUCCUCUUGAAAAAUUAAUUUUUUAAGGCAAACAUAUAGAAAUAAGCAGCGAAUACAUUUAAAUUAUGCAAGAAAAAGGAAAGCUGAGUAAAGGAGAUAUUAGAAUAUCGUUUCAUGAAAUAUAAAAAAUAGCAACAGCAACAGCUUUAGCAGUAUAAGGAAAAAAUGGUUUAACUUAAUUUCAAUCAGAAGAUUAAGAUUAAAAAAUUGAAUAUUUUAUAAAUGGAAAUAAAAUUUCAUUUGGUGAAUACUAAUUUAACAUUCAUAGAAAAACGAUUGCAUUAAAUAUGUUUGAGCUGCAAAAUAAUCCUGAUUAAAUUUAUUAAUUCAAAUUUAAAUUCGAUAAAGAAAUUCUAUAGAAUGUACUAUUUAUUUCAUCAUGCCAUUUUGCCUGCUUAAAAGCUUUUAGUUGCAGUCGUCUACUAAUUUCUUCUAGCUUAGUAAUGUUCACUCUAAUGUAUACCUCUUAUGAUUAAUUUGGUUAAUAUUUGGCUCUUAUUGAUAGAAUCAAAGAAGAUUUAGAGGAGAUAAAAUUAUAAAAUCAAGAUAUAAAGAUCUUAGAAGCAAAAGAUUAUUUUAAUCGCAUUUUAAAUAAAUUAGUUUGA